AUGACUACUGUAAGAAACUACCAAUACGCUUUUCGAACUUUCACCAGCUUAUCUACCCCGUUAUUUUCCUCACGUUUCGUUAGCAGUCUUCGUUGGAUCUCACCAAGAGCACUCACACCGCUCGUGUCUCGGUCACAUAAUUCACCUAGAUUUAUCGCCGUCGAAGCUCGCUCCAUAACAGACAUCGAUGGUUCCAAUUUGGCAGGGUUAGAACGGACGCACAAAGACGUGCAAAUACAGAAAGGUAACAACUGUCUGGAGUUUCAAAACCUCCCAAUCCAAUUAUUUAUUACUCACGGCGGACCAAACUCACGUUAUAAUGUUCUUGUCGCCUCUGGAAUGGUAAAGGAGGAUCCAUUUCAGCGUAGUAUUGUUAAUAUCCUUCAGGACUUGCACAAUCGAUUAGCAAAUUAUGAUCCACCACUUAUCACGGAAGCGCGGGACGAUAUAAAUAGUGGAUCCAUUUUCGGAAAGAUUACAAAACUGUUCAGUGCACCCUUAAAAAGAUCACAUGCUAAUAGCCCUAGAGGGUUAUAUCUUUACGGUGAUGUUGGAACUGGAAAGACCAUGUUAAUGGAUCUCUUUUACGAUUCAUUACCCAUUAAACGCAAGCGUCGUGUUCAUUUUCACGCAUUCAUGUUAGAUGUUCAUGCACGCGUUCACAUGCUCAAACAAUCUAAUUCCGAAACCUAUGAUCCAAUACCUCCCAUUGCCACAGAUUUGGCGAAUGAUGCCAUCGUGCUGUGCUUUGAUGAAUUUCAAGUCACUGACAUAGCGGAUGCAAUGAUUCUACGGCGUCUCUUCGAUGAGCUUUUCAAUCGAGGUGUCGUCGUAGUAACUACUUCAAAUCGGCAUCCAGACGAUUUAUACAAGAAUGGAAUCCAACGUAAAAGCUUCAUACCGUGUAUCGAGCUGCUAAAAGAACGAUGUCAGGUACAAACUCUUAACUCGGGGAUAGAUUAUCGUCAACGGUCCAAAGAGUCAAUGGGCGUUUAUUUUACCCCGCUGAAUGAAAAAUCAAGGACUGCAAUAGAGAAUGCGUUCAAAAAUUUAGCACAGGGGGGACCAAUUUAUGAGGAAAAGUUGAAUUUUUGGGGUAGAUCGUUGAUCGUGCCUCAAGCAAGUAGUGAUGUAGCCAAAUUCUCCUUCAAGGAAUUGUGUUGUCAGCCCCUCAGUGCCGCUGACUAUUUGGAACUCACCAAACGUUAUAACGUCAUCAUACUUUCUGAAAUUCCAAGACUAUCUUUAAGCUUGAAAAAUGAGGCGAGGAGGUUUAUCACAUUUAUUGAUGCGAUGUAUGAUACAAGGUCAACGUUAAUAUGUUCGGCGGAGGUACCACCUAAUGAGCUUUUCUUUACUGAAGAAGAUCCGGAUCCUACGCAUGAAAUUAAUCAUGACCUAUUAGACGAUCUAGGUUUACAUGCACAUGACCACAAACACAUUCCAAUAUUCACUGGAGAAGAGGAGAUAUUUGCAUUCGAGAGAGCAAUCUCGAGAUUGAUUGAGAUGCAAGGAGUAGAGUGGACGAGUAAAGUGAUUUUAAAGUUGCGAAAUAAUUCUCCUCAUUUUCCCGUUGAGUAUAUGGGAUGA
This is a messenger RNA of Acaulospora morrowiae, 1590 nucleotides long. The record is from the annotation of a GenBank genome assembly. NCBI's taxonomy places the organism in Eukaryota, Fungi, Glomeromycota, Glomeromycetes, Diversisporales, Acaulosporaceae.